This is a messenger RNA of Lucilia sericata (common green bottle fly), 780 nucleotides long. RefSeq lists its product as uncharacterized. Bases 120 to 635 code for a protein of 171 amino acids. The record is from RefSeq and is a predicted model, not a curated record. NCBI's taxonomy places the organism in Eukaryota, Metazoa, Arthropoda, Insecta, Diptera, Calliphoridae. The transcript is spliced from 2 exons.
CAUUCAUUCAUUAAUGACUCUUUUAGCAGUUGUGUUUUGCCUUUCAAUUAGUUAGAAUUCGAGUGUAUUAUUUACCCAUUAACUAAAAUUAUACUUAAGUGAAAAUUGGACUUAUUAUUAUGAAGAGUUCUCUAACUAUUUGCUUCUAUUUUAUUUGUCUUGUGUAUUUUUCAAAUUCACUAAAAAUCAAUAAAGGGUUUUUGCAUCAACCUAGUUGUUUAAGAGUUUAUUUACUACAAUUGAUAGAGAUCAAUGGAAUAUAUGCCUAUUCUCUUGAGGCUUGUUAUGAUGAAGACAAUAUUAAUCGGCGACCUCCCAUAGGACUUGAUCCGGAGUUUGAAUUGGAACAACAUAAAACAACAUCACAAGAAACCUGUUUCGAUUUAACCGCCUGUAAUCUUAUAACCGAUACUCAUGAUUUCUUUUAUUGUCAUUCAAAAACCGCCGCCACAAAUACCAAUAAAUUUGUUGUAAUGCAUUUGAAUGCUUCCUCCAUGGCCAUAGAGUUAAAUGAGGAACAUGAUGAGAAGAAAAAGGAAAUUUUACGUUGUCAGUUAUCUGCUAAACGGAAAUAUAUAUUUGAUAUUUAUAAUGCCCACACGGAACAUCUGAAAUGUUUAAAUUCCAGGAAAUGAGAAUGAAAAAAGUUUAUCUCCAUAAUAAAUCAUAGAAUAAAAAGUUAUAAUACACAAUAUAAAAUACAAAAUGAUUUAUUAUUAGAAUAUGAAUCAUGAAAGUAAAACUGAGGAACUAAUAAAUAAAACUGUGUUAUUAACCGGA